AUGUCCCCCCGACAUAUACGUCACGAGUCACGGAGGCACACUCUACUGUCCAUCAAGCCCUUGAACAGCGCCGCUACUGCGGUUCUUAAAAGUCAUCACAACAGGCGACUAGUGUCUAUGUUACCGAACGGUGGCGCUGUCUUGAAUAUUGGCUUUGAAAACUAUUCGAAGAACUCCAAUACCUUGGCUACCUUUGGGAGUGAUAACGCUGAUAUUUUGGUGGAAAGGCGUGAUAUAUCCCCUACCCAGUGCUCAUUCAAGGUCAAUUGGGAUACUGGAGUUAUCAUGCUUCGGGAUCAUUCUGUUGAUCAAAGCACCCAUGUCUUCGGUAGGGAUUCUAUACCGUUUCGCUCCGGCUCGUCACGUCAGAUUGCCGUUAUACAUGGACUCAACUCAAAAAUCGGGCUUGGCGGCGAAGCCCCAGGCGCUGUGCAGUUCGAGAUGCUGUGGCAUGAUUAUGCGGCAGAAACGAUAGCCAAGGUCUUAGCCAGAGGUCUUAGGGUGGGCCAUGCACCGCGACAUGUUGAUAUUCCUAGUACUAACCAGGGCGAUCGACGACGUCGAAUUCGGCAUGUCAAAAUAGGUGCACUCGGCGCCGGCGCGUGUGGGCAAGUUUUUAAAGCCAUCGAUGUUGACACUGGAAGGAUGAUGGCUGUAAAACAAGCAGGAGAUAAAUCAAAGAUGGAACCACAGCUAUGGCGCUUCCAAUAUGACCUUCUGUUGCGCGAAGCAAAGGCCCUCGCCACGUUAGAACAUCCGCAUGUUAUACCAUUUAUUCGGUCUCGUAUCUGGCCUGAAAAAAUUGAAAUGUUUGUAGAGUUGCAACAGGGUAGUGUGGAGGCUUUGAUGUCUAAGCGUCAGAUAAGCACCCUCGAUAUCUGUGAUCGACUAUUGCCGCAGAUCCUUUCCGCUCUUGACUAUCUUGCCUAUCAGAAUUUGAUUCAUCGAGAUGUCAAACCCGCAAACAUCCUUUAUUCAAUCCAGUCCAAUGGCAGGUACCACUUCUACCUUGCUGAUUUCGGGCUUAUUGACAACUUUGGUACGACAUCUAAUAUCGGAACUAGGGUAUACUUUGCCCCUGAAAUCGUUCUCGGGAUGCCGCAGACAGAUCGAGUAGACGUAUGGGCAUUAUUUAUGACGAUGAUGUGGGUGAUGGAUGUCCACGGGUUUCGUCACCUGGAACCCCGGCUCAGGUCGCCUGUAGAGGCCCAGCAGCUGGUGGAGAUGGCCAAAAUGGAUCCAGUGCUGUCAAGGAUCCAAGAAAUGGCUGCUUUUGACCCUUCUUGUCGAGCUUCGGCUGCACAGAUGCUUGUGAGGCUGUUUUGUGGCAAGGGACUAACGACCCCGAUCCAUAAGGUUAUUUAA
Ophidiomyces ophidiicola is the source of this 1365-nucleotide messenger RNA. RefSeq lists its product as uncharacterized. Gene Ontology annotation, molecular function: ATP binding; protein serine/threonine kinase activity. NCBI's taxonomy places the organism in Eukaryota, Fungi, Ascomycota, Eurotiomycetes, Onygenales, Onygenaceae. Gene Ontology annotation, cellular component: cytoplasm; nucleus. The record is from RefSeq and is a predicted model, not a curated record. Gene Ontology annotation, biological process: intracellular signal transduction; protein phosphorylation. The coding region runs from base 1 to 1365 and encodes 454 amino acids. The transcript is spliced from 2 exons.